AUGGCCUCGGACCUCGAGCGCUACAUCAGUGACAAUGCUCUCGAGUUCUUCGGUCUCGCAGACAAGAGCAUAGUCGACUAUGUCAUCGCGUCUGCAUCGUCUUCAAAGUCGGCUGAAUCCCUCUUUGCCGCACUCAACGCCUCCGGCUUCCCCGACACACCGUCCUCUCACGCCUUCGUCUCGGAGGUUUACUCUCGCGUCCCGCGCAAGCACAAACACAAGUCCUCCGCCGCGAAAGACACCCCCUCCCUCCAACCCCAAAAGUACUCUUUCGUGCUCGACGACGACGACGCGGGCAAGGACGUGGUUGAACAACCACGGGAGAAGAAGAAGCGUACGGAGGGCGGAAAGAAGAAGCGGCACACGCGCAAGCGCGAGGCGGACGCGGGGCGCUGGGAGAGCGAUGGCGAGGACGACAAUACACAGGUUCGCAAGUGA
This is a messenger RNA of Punctularia strigosozonata HHB-11173 SS5, 438 nucleotides long. RefSeq lists its product as uncharacterized. The coding region runs from base 1 to 438 and encodes 145 amino acids. The record is from RefSeq and is a predicted model, not a curated record. The transcript has 3 exons. Lineage: Eukaryota; Fungi; Basidiomycota; Agaricomycetes; Corticiales; Punctulariaceae.